Messenger RNA from Silurus meridionalis, 1911 nucleotides. RefSeq names its product phosphatidylinositol transfer protein, alpha a (gene pitpnaa). Gene Ontology annotation, biological process: phospholipid transport. The coding region runs from base 154 to 969 and encodes 271 amino acids. The record is from RefSeq and is a predicted model, not a curated record. Gene Ontology annotation, molecular function: phosphatidylinositol transfer activity; phosphatidylcholine binding; phosphatidylinositol binding. Lineage: Eukaryota; Metazoa; Chordata; Actinopteri; Siluriformes; Siluridae. The transcript is spliced from 12 exons. Gene Ontology annotation, cellular component: cytoplasm.
CGUGACAACGCCGCGCCCCUUCGACAUCUUUCAGGAAAUUAAUGUGAGGGAAUAAGAAAAGCUGGAACUCCGAGCCCUUAACGAAGACGAAGGAAGUUGUCGAAGGGGGAAGUUCGACUUGAAUGUGGCGGACAGCGAACCAGAUACAAGAAGAUGCUUGUUAAGGAAUAUCGAGUCGUUCUUCCCAUUUCUGUUGAAGAGUACCAAGUGGCUCAGCUCUACUCAGUGGCUGAGGCCAGUAAGAAUGAGACAGGAGGAGGAGAGGGAGUGGAGGUACUGAAGAAUGAACCCUAUGAGAAGGAGGAUGGAGAGAAAGGGCAGUACACACAUAAGAUCUACCACUUGCAGAGUAAGGUACCAGGGUUUGUGAGGAUGCUGGCACCAGCAUCAGCUCUCAAAGUCCAUGAGAAGGCCUGGAAUGCUUACCCAUACUGUCGUACAAUUCUCACAAAUGAGUACAUGAAGGAUAACUUUAUGAUCAUGAUUGAAACAUGGCACAAGCCUGACUUUGGUGACCAAGACAAUGUACACAAGCUUGAUGAAGACACAUGGAAAAAGACUGAGGUCGUUUACAUUGAUAUUGGAGACAGGAGACAAGUAGAAGACAAAGACUACAAAGCUGAUGAGGAUCCAGCAACAUUCAAGUCAUCGAAGACGGGAAGAGGGCCUUUAGGACCUCAGUGGCGAAAAGAGCUACCUCAGAAGACCAACUGUCCACACAUGUGUGCCUAUAAACUUGUCACUGUCAAGUUUAAGUGGUUUGGCUUGCAAAAUAAAGUGGAAGGCUUCAUCCACAAGCAAGAGAAGCGGUUGUUCACCACCUUCCAUAGGCAGCUGUUUUGCUGGAUAGACAAGUGGAUUGACUUGACAAUGGACGACAUUCGACGGAUGGAAGAAGAGACCCAAAAGGAACUUGAUAAGAUGCGAGACAAGGACCCAAUAAAAGGGAUGUCCGCCUCAGAUGAGUAAAGGCCCUGCAGCUGGGACUAUAUAUUGCCCUGUGAGCAGCAGUAUUGUCCAUGUCCCAGGCAGUGUGUGAGAGGAUGUCUUUCCUCUAGAUCUACUCUAUUAUGGUGCCUCCCCGAAGUCCUUCUCCCACAACCGCAGAGCUUGUACACACCAUAAAACCCUCCUAAAGUGGAUUCUUACAUUAGACAAUAAUAUCUAAUUAUAUAACUAAUUAUUCAUCUUUAUUUUUAAGGUUUACUGCUUUUAUUUUAGAAAUUUAUUUCAUCAUCAUAGCUCCCCCCAGGUUUUAUUGAGCAGGCUGAUUUUUUUUCUUUUCUUUAUAUAUAUAUAUAUAUAUAUAUAUAUAUGUAAGUCCCCGUACAAAAAGACUGACACCACCACUAUAACACUGUUCUUACACCAGUCCUCUUUAGUUUGAUUUGCUUUAUUCACUUCUUUCCGCUAAAUUUUCCCCACUGUUGUGUGCUCCUAAGCUGCCUUAGGGGUGACAGUCAGUUGCCCUGUAUGUGUGUGUGUGUGUGUGUAGGAGAUUUCAGGCUAGCACUUUCUCCUCACCACGUGACCCACCACUUUUUACACAUCUGAAAAUGGUUGUUGUAAGCAGUAUGGUGUAAUUGUGUUUACAUGAGGUAACCUCAGCCUGAUUGAAUAUGCAUCUUGGGUUUAAGGGAAUGAGGUUAUUUAGCGUCGAUGUUACUUUGUCUUUAUUGUAACGGUUCCAUCGCCGUUACGUUCAUUUUGAAUUUGGUCUGAAAGUUUGGAGUUGUCUACUUUGCCUCGAUUUUAAACUGGGGCACAGACACUAGUUUAUUUAUUCACUGGUAUUUUUACAGUUUGUCAAACUUUCUGGGAUUAUAAAACUGUGUAGGGCUGACAUUUUUCUACUCUUCUGGCAAUUCUGUAUCAUGAUUUAAAAUGGAUCAAUAAAAUGACAGGCUUAUA